This is a messenger RNA of Echinops telfairi (small Madagascar hedgehog), 1963 nucleotides long. RefSeq names its product tectonic family member 2 (gene TCTN2). The record is from RefSeq and is a predicted model, not a curated record. NCBI's taxonomy places the organism in Eukaryota, Metazoa, Chordata, Mammalia, Afrosoricida, Tenrecidae. Gene Ontology annotation, cellular component: MKS complex. Gene Ontology annotation, biological process: cilium assembly; protein localization to ciliary transition zone; smoothened signaling pathway. Bases 59 to 1882 code for a protein of 607 amino acids. The transcript has 16 exons.
CGUCCCGCGCCCUGAGGCGGGCGCGCUGCGGGCGUGGGGACCCCUCGAGGCCCGAGCCAUGGGCCUGCCGCCCCUUGCUUCCGUCUUCUUGGGACUCCUUCUGCAUGCCGUCCUGACGCCGCUGCGGGGGCACCUGGUCUUCAUCCCUCCUGCCGUCCGCCUGUCCGGCCGUGAGGUCAGCGCGGCCCUGGUCGGGGGCCCCGAGGACGUGACCGUGUCGCUGGCCGUGCUGCAGGAGGAGGCGGUUUUGGGUGCCACCCACGUGACAGUUCCGUUGACCUUUGGUUUUCCUCCUCCCUCCUGUUGCUUUUACUUUCCAGAGAACAUGACUGCCAUUCCCAGCCAGGUCUACCAGCCCCUCGGCCCCUGUCCUUGUAAUCUGACCGCCGGGGCUUGCGAUGUGCGCUGCUGCUGCGACCAGGUAUGUUCCCAGGGACUCCGGGUGCCAGGGUGCCAGGGAGCACCCUACACCCCGGACUGGUUCCCCUUCCUGUGCGUGCAGUCCCCCCUGGACAACUCGCCCUUCCUUGGCUACUUCUACCACGGCGCCCUUUCCCAGAAACAAGCCUCUUCCUUUGAAAUGCAUUUGCAUGCUGAUCGAAAAGACUUUUCAGACUUUGGCUACAAACAAGGAGAUCCAAUUAUGACUGUAGAUAAGGAGUACUUCACUGUUCCACAGGUAUCUGUGGCUGGCCAUUGUCUGCAGAACGCCCCCGUGGCCUUCCUCCAGGAUUUUGAGGCCAAAUGCGUCGUGGAUUUGGAAGCACACGGAGAACACGGGGGUUUUCACAAGGUGAAGAUCAAAACCGGUGUACUAGGAGGCAUAAUUACACCAAAAGUCGUCUACGAGGCAGCAGCUGAUGCAGACGAAUUCAUCACUCCUCCAGAAAUGCUUUCCAAUCCGAGGUCAGCACGCAGGACCGUGACAGUGGAAGAGCACUAUAUUUUCAGAUGGAAUAAUAAUACAAUCAGUGAGAUAAACGUCAGAGUCAUCAGGGCCAGCGCUGAUGCCCACCAGAAAGGGACAAUGACACAGAGAUUCACAGUGAAAUUUGUCAGCUCUAACAGUGACAGUCAAGAGGAGUUAUCUGGAAAUCCAGGCUACCAGCUGGGCAAGCCCGUCCGUGCCAUCCAUGCCAAGUGGAAGGAUCUGAACACGACGCUGUACCUCUGGCAGACUGCUGGCCGCGGCCUGUGCUUGUCAGCAACGCUCACACCGGUCUUGUUUGGCUACAAUGCACUGUCCGGGUGCCUUUUGGAAGUCGGCAUCAACCAGAAAUGUAGUCAUCUCAGGGAGGCUGCCGUGGAGAUGCUUGAUUCUUUAGUUCAAGCAACUCACGUUGCCGGGAGGGGCAACUCCGAUUACAGCGACCUGAGUGGCGGCUGGCUGGAAAUCACACGUGUAGACGCUGCUGACCUGGGUGCUGGCCAGCCUGCGGGCGGCGUGCCGGGGGUCUGCCUGAAUAUCCCUGCUCAGCUGAGCGUCCGCAUCCUCGUCGCAGAGGCUGGCGCUGUGGAAGGCGUGGCUCAGCAGCAGAUCGUUGGCGUGGAGGCAAGGUUCUCGUCGGUGACCUGGCAGUACCAGUGUGGGCUGACCUGCGAAGACAAGGUCGGCCUUUUCCCUCUGAGCGCAUCUGUCCAGUUCAUCAAAAUACCUGCCCAGCUUCCCCGCCCACUGACAAGAUUCCAGGUCAAUUUUACCGAGUACGACUGUAGACGGAAUGAGGUGUGUUGGCCCCAGCUGCUCUAUCCAUUGACGCGCUACUAUCAAGGGGAGCCCGAUUCUCAGUGCAUUGCCAAGGGCUUGCUCCUGGCCUCCUUCCUCCUCCUCGCAACGUUCCUCAGUGGGCCCUGGACUAGGAUGUGCAGAGCACGGAGCUGAUCCACCACCUGACUUCUUAAAGGCCACAGACCCUGACUUCCAACAGCCUCUCUGUACUUAAUAAAGGAAACAUUUUAUUUC